UCAUUCAUUCACCUAGAUUGUUUAUACAAAGAGGUUACAUUCAAAUACCAGAGGAAAACAAAUGGAGGUAGCCAAGGCAGGGGAAGUCAUUUUCGAACCGGAAUAUGAUCGAGCGAGUGAGAUCAAAGCUUUCGACGAGACAAAAGCCGGUGUCAAAGGGCUUGUAGAUGCUGGAAUUUCAGAGGUUCCUCAAAUUUUUCAUCAGCCGCCGGAUACCUUCGGGGAAACUUAUGUUCCAUCUGCUUCCCGGUAUAGUAUCCCUGUUAUAGAUCUUCGAAGAGUGGAGGAGGAUCGUAGUACUCGGAAGUCGAUAGUCGAAGAAGUCCGUACUGCAUCAAAGGAAUGGGGGUUUUUCCAGAUCAUUAACCAUGGAAUACCUGUGAUUGUUCUCGAGAAGAUGAAGGCUAGUGUACAUAGGUUUUUCGAGCAAGAUGUUGAGCUCAAAAAACAGUUCUACACUCGAGAUUUUACAAAAAAAAUUAUUCAUAAUAGCAAUUUCCAUCUCUUUACUGCCCCAGCAGCUAGCUGGAGAGACUCUAUUUGUUGCAUCAUGGCUCCUGAUCCUCCUAACCCAGAAGAGUUGCCUGAACCAUUAAGGGAUAUGAUGGUGGAGUACACGGACCGCAUAAUAAGUUUGGGUAAUUUGCUCUUUGAGUUGAUAUCAGAAGCUCUGGGGUUGAACCCUGAUCAUCUGCUAAAGAUAGAUUGUGCAAAGGGUCUCAGCCAGCUCUGCCAUUACGCUCCGGCAUGUCCGCAACCGGAAUUGACUCUAGGGACAAGCAAGCAUGCUGAUAAUAGCUUCCUCACAGUGCUUCUGCAAGACCAUAUUGGUGGUCUCCAAGUUCUUCAUGAAAAUCAAUGGAUUGAUGUUCCUCCAGUCCCUGGGGCUUUGGUCGUUAACAUCGGAGAUCUUCUACAGCUUCUAUCGAAUGACAGUUUUGUAAGCGUGGAGCAUAGGGUGCUGGCGAAUUCCGUCGGACCUAGAGUGUCGGUGGGAAGCUUUUUCGUCACGAGUUUUCAACCAAACCCGAGAUUGUAUGGACCCAUUAAGGAGCUGUUAUCAGACGAUUAUCCUCCGAAAUACAGGGAAACUACUGUGAUUGAGUAUAUGACUCUCUUCAAAAAGAAAGGUCUUGAUGGAAAGUCUGCACUGACGCCUUUCAGGAUAUGAACCAGUAACCUCCAAGACAGAGAAUAGAUUAUCAUGUAUCUAUGUAUCUAUGCUGCAUGUACCCUGUUUAUGGACUUACUGUUCCUUGUUGAAUUGUUAUUUUA
This is a messenger RNA of Hibiscus syriacus, 1275 nucleotides long. RefSeq names its product 1-aminocyclopropane-1-carboxylate oxidase homolog 1-like. The transcript has 3 exons. The coding region runs from base 62 to 1171 and encodes 369 amino acids. The record is from RefSeq and is a predicted model, not a curated record. Lineage: Eukaryota; Viridiplantae; Streptophyta; Magnoliopsida; Malvales; Malvaceae.